This is a messenger RNA of Ipomoea nil (Japanese morning glory), 826 nucleotides long. RefSeq lists its product as uncharacterized. The coding region runs from base 107 to 655 and encodes 182 amino acids. NCBI's taxonomy places the organism in Eukaryota, Viridiplantae, Streptophyta, Magnoliopsida, Solanales, Convolvulaceae. The transcript is spliced from 2 exons. The record is from RefSeq and is a predicted model, not a curated record.
AUUUUAUCAAAUUGAAAAAAUAUCCCCAAAAGCCCAGAGAAGAGAUAUUUGUUGUAAUAACCCAAUUAAAAGCUACAGCACCAUUAUCCAUCCAAACUAAUCCGCCAUGGAAGAUCAGAUUGUCCCAGAAGCACUAAACGAGUGGCAGCAAAUCGACUCGCCAUUCUUCAUCGCCGAUCGCUCAGAAUUCCCGCAACUCGACCACGACCAGGGCUCCGGCGUCGGGAAUCUAGAGGCGAUGGAUUCGUUGUCGUCGUUAUCGGCGCUGGAAAUGUCGUCGUCCGGCGAGGAGGGAGAUGAAGCGGAGGAGGAGCGGCGAUUGGGGGUGUUCGGAUCGGAGUUCAUCCGCGCUGCUCGCAACCUCAAAAAUCACCUUCUCGAUUGCGUAACUGGAUUGAAGACGACGAAGAAGAAUGGAAUCGCGAUUCUGAUGUCUGUUGCCGCGAGUGGAACGCUGGUUUUGGUAUUGGCGUCGUUUUUGUAUAUGAAGAAGAUGAAGAGGAAGGCGCCGCAGCUUGAGAGUAGACACAAAUUCACCAUUCUCAAUGCCAUCAAGGAAAAAGAUGAGAGAAUUAAGCAGCUAUUGUUGCAAAUCAGUCAGAUGAAUGAGCUCUUACAAGCAACAAGGAAGGUUCCAGUUAUUCGAGUUGGUUAAUUAAUUGGUUAAAUUAAUUACCAAUCAUCCUUGCUUAAAAACAUUAUAGCUAGUGUAAUUAAACAUAUAUACGGAGUCUUUGAUUUUGUACAUCAUAUAUAUUUUUGUUUGAAAGUGUAUGUAGUUUAAUCGACUUAUUUUUGUACAAUAAAAAUGUAUUAAUUAUAUGCA